AUAAAAGACGAUAAAAAAAAGCAUAAUACAAUAAUUUCAUAAGAACUUCAAUAUCGUAUAUACAUAAUCACGUUGCAUAUUUAAUUAUAGUUGUACAAUGUGAUGCCACUAGAUGUUGAUGCCAUUGUUCGAGAACUCUAAAAGUGUUACUAAAAAUAUUGCCGAAUAUAAUGGCGCAUUGUUCCAGCAAUGGCGAAAAUAGUAGGCCAACAACACCGUCAGAAGAAGAUUGCUGUCAUAAUGCAUGUGAUCCUUGUAUCUUUGACGUUCAUGAAAAGUUACUAGAAGAAUAUGAAAGAAGAAAAAAACAAAAUAUAAAAGUACAAAAUAGAAAAAAUUUGUUGUGCUCAUUUUCAUACAAAAAUUUUGUUGUCAUUAAUAUAAAGGAAACUUCGGAAUGUUACAUUCAACUUCUUUUAAAAUAUGAAGAAAACAAAUCGAAAAACAAUAUAAGUUUAUUAAUUAAUCCAGGGCAGCAUGUUAUGUUAAAUUUACAGGAUAAGACCAAACCAUUCACACCAAUUUUUUGGACAGAGGACAGCAUUCAAUUUUUAAUUAGGCUUUACCACAAUGGAAAGUUUAGUACAUAUUUAAGGGAUAUAAAAGUAGGCGAUAAAAUUCGUGUCAGAGGACCAUAUGGGAACUUUGAAUACAAAAGUAACAGUUUUCAGAAUAUAAUUAUGUUUAGUAUGGGGUCUGGAAUAACAGCAGUUUAUCCUAUAGCAAAAUCAAUUAUAGAUAAUGAACUUGAAGAAACAAAGAUUCAUCUUAUUUGGGGAUUUCAUAAUAUAUUACAGAUACCUUUAAAAAAAGAACUACAAAUCUUAUCAGAUUAUUGGAAUUUCAAAUGUACAUUAUAUAUAUCACAAUUGCACUUUUCAGAUUUCGAUCCGAACCCGAAAGAAAAUACUCGAACCAGAAAUUUCUGGUACCCGAACACCCUUGAUGACGAUGUUCACAAUCUUCAUGGUAUAAAUAUACAGUUCGGUCGAUUAAACAAUGCAUCAGUUUCUAAACUACUUGAAGAUAAUAUAAACAAUACAACAUUAAUCUUAAUAUGUGGUACUUACGAAUUCAAUAGGUCUAUUGAACAGUGUUCCAGGUCCAUGAAUUAUACACAUAUACAUGUGUUUGAAUGAUAUGUUAACGAAAGAAUUGUUAGAUUGAUUAAUAUUUAAUAUGUAACUUAUUUUGAAUAAAUUUAAUGUAAAUAAAUUCAUGGGUUUAUGCAACACGAUAUACUUUCCUG
Messenger RNA from Colletes gigas, 1249 nucleotides. RefSeq names its product NADH-cytochrome b5 reductase-like. Bases 171 to 1139 code for a protein of 322 amino acids. The record is from RefSeq and is a predicted model, not a curated record. Lineage: Eukaryota; Metazoa; Arthropoda; Insecta; Hymenoptera; Colletidae. Gene Ontology annotation, molecular function: oxidoreductase activity. The transcript has 7 exons.